GUUACAUUAGUUUGAUAUUCAAAAAGUUUGACUGUCAUGCCGGGCAUCCAUAACACGGCAAAAAGGACCCGAAAAAGCAGGGUUGUGGGAGUCUGGGCGAGUGGCUUGGUACUUGGCGACACACGUCAUGCCCCUCGCUUUGGCGCUUAUUACACGCAAGUGCCCAGCGUGAGGAAUACCUUAAAAAGGUUGAGGUCUAUAGUGUAAAGGAAGAAAAGUUCCAUCAUUUGAGGUUCUGUUCCUUUGAUCGUUCUGUCCGUGAUACCCUGAAGAAGACGCUGAUCUUUGCCCCGCCAAACGAAAGCAGCAGACCAGACCAGACCAAACCAAACCAACAAUAUUCCGGACGUUCUUCUGACGCAAAUCUACUUAUCCUAACUUCGCCGAGUCUUCUACAUACAUCAAUAUCGAAUUAUAACAGACAUUGAUAGCGGCCGACCUUUCGGAUCGUGAAAUACCUCUCUUCCCCUCACAAGAAAUACACGGAAAGCUCUCUGUAAUCGACUGUUGCGCAAGAGACAUGGCUGCUGAGGCCAGAGAUACGCCCGCAGUUGUUGAGGAUGCUCCCGCGAAUCCUCAAUCUACCGUUGACCUCCCAGUGCGAUCAAAGCAAGAUGCUACGCCGCCACCAGGCCAGACGUUGACUGGCAAGCAAGAACACUACCUCAAGAGAGAGCUUAUUUCGGAGCAGGUACAGUGGGAAAUAAACGAACUCAAUUCUACCACCGCCCUCCAGCGUUUCGGCGCGCCAUUUCGCUCCGAUCAUGGUGAAGUACCCCCUGAGGAGUCCGAACUGCCCAUUCUGCGAUACAUCUUCGUCCACCAUAUUCGCGACUUUCCCUUCCUUGACAAGGCGCGCGAGAAGGAGUUCUGGCAGGACAAGCUUCAAGUGUUCCUCGAGUCGUUCGCAGGAAAGCAGAUUUCAUCGUCGGAGGAUCGCCUAGAGGAGACGAAGCGACGAAAACUAGCUAUUAAGGCUAGGAAACUUGUCGAGCUAAUGAUGGUCUCUGGAAUCGGUACAUCAUCAGGAUUCGAGGAGCGCAUUCGGUUUUCAGAGAUUGAGAUUGUUGACAGCAAUGCUAUCGACACUGGUGUCAUGCAUACUCUGCCUGAGGGCAACUAUAUUAAUGGCUGGGAUGUCAAUGUCGCAGGCGUGCGAGUCACCCAAGUCAAGCAUACGAUCCGAAAGCACAAACACGCCGAAUUUAUCCUGCGCAUCAAGAAGAAGGGAGAAUUGGAGCACUAUGUUGGCCGAAGAUAUAGCGACUUUGCCAAACUUCACAGCCGAUUGCGACAAGAGCUUCCUGGUCGAGUCGUACCAGAAAUGCCUAAGAAGAACAAGUCAGAUACUACAACAACGAUCGCCUUUACAUCCAUGUUCAGCAACGGAAACGAAUCAGAUGCCUCCUCUAUUUCUUCAGUUUCGACAAGACCUAAUGGCUAUUCAUCUAUGUUGACGCCUGGUCACCAUAGGGCUGGGUCUGCGGCAUCAUUCAGAUCGAAUCGAUCCAAGGGGCUCAAUUCUCCUAGAAUUCCAUCUCCUCGCAUGUCUACCGAAGGAGGAAGACUUAGCCCCGCCGUCCGCCAGGAUUCGGAUAAGUCAGAUAAGUCAGAGACUGUUGUUCUAUGGCGUGAAAACCAAAGAAUUUCACUGAGGGCGUUCUUGCGAUCUGUACUCCACAACCCCCAAUUUGCUAAUACCAAGGCUAUGCAAGACUUUCUGAGUGGCGAGCCCAUUACUCCCACAGAUGAGGAUGUUGAAGAUAUUCUUCGAAGGAAGGAGGUGGAUGAGAAGCGCAUGGAAGAGCAGAAGCAAUUCUAUGAAAUCGCGAGGAAACGAGCCGCCGAGCUCGAUGAGUACAUGGAACAGUUCCGUCGCGAUAUAGUAGAACACAACGGACUUACCAUGCUCUUCAAAGAGAUCAAGGAAAAGGAGACGAUUCAGGAUCUCAGUAUCCAAUAUCGAAAAUUUGCCGAGUGGCUUCGUAUUGAGAUUGCUGCCGUCAUCUACCACCUCUUCCUGGCCGAGGACAACUCCCCUGAGCUCUUUGCCCAAGCGAGACGUAUACACUCUCUCAUCCCAUACUCGGUUAUCAAGAAUGUUAUUCGAAUUGCAAACCCCGCAGCAGUUAUGUCUGGUGUCUUGGAUAUCUUCCUAGCCCAACCAUUCGGUACACGGUCAUUGAUGCAGAGGAUUUUCUCACUUACGCUUAACGAUGGUAUAAAGAGCUUCCAAAAGUCGAUCGAUAUCCUCGCUAGCAAGAUUGACGAUCCUGUCUUCUCAGACAAGCUCUACAAGUACACACAUGCCGAAGAGCACAUCAAGGUCGCCAUUCGUGAAGAGGCUGAGGCAGAUGAUGUGGACUUGAUCGUGGCGAUUAUGAGAUCUGAUCUCAUUGAACCAGGGCUUACAGGAGAGCAAAUCCAGAGGCUCUACAACGCAUAUGUAGCUUUCAACAACGCGGUGGAGAAUAUUGACGAGGAGCUGCGCCAGGGCGCUCAACUGUUUUCGUACAUGAAGCAGUACUUGAAGCUGUGCACAAGACAGAGGGACAAGGAGAUGAUGCUUCAGUUGAUCGAGGAGCCGGUAACCCUCCAGCUAUUCCGAGACCUCUUCACCAUCUUCUACGAGCCCCUCGUACGAGUUUACAAGUCGGCAAACGUGUACAAUAGUGUUACUGACUUCGCCGUCUUUAUUGAUGACAUGAUCCAGGUCGUCGAUAAGUGCAGAGAGCAAGAUGCCUCGGCUGAUCCAAACCAGACUGUUCAGGCUUUUAUUGAUCUUUGCCAGCGACAUGAGCACAACUUUUACAAGUUUGUCCAUGAAGUGCAUACUCACGAUAACGGCCUCUUCACACAGCUCAUGGGCUGGAUCGAGGGUAUCCUCGAGUUCUUGCGAAAGGGCCCCAAGAACGGAACCCUUAAUGUCAACGCCUUGUUCGAGGGCGGUGUCAGUGCUGGAAUUCUGGAUAAAGACAAGGCAAUUGCAGAGAUCAACUCUCUUAUUGCAUGGCAAGAGGCUCGAAAGAAGUGGCACAACGAUAAAACAAGACAGAAGAUGGCAGCCGAGGGCCAUGCAGGAAGUGACAUGAUGCCAACGGCAAUGGCUUUCAACUCAUCAGACUUUGGAUUAGACAGCGAAGACCUCGAGGAUAUGGCCUACGAUGAUGGCUCAGAGGACGAGGCAGAGGCAGAAGCAGAAGAUGAGUUGGAUCCCAUCGAGGCUGAGAGGCGACGCAGAGCCAAGCGACAGGAUCGCUUGCGACGAAGCGCUGGAGAGCCCGUUAAGCCCCCGGUGGGAGAAGUCCACAAGCUGACCGACAAUUUCUUGGUCAUGCUUCGUGAAGUAUUAUCGAAUUAGAAUCAGUAAGAUAUCCUUGUUGCGGUUGCAUUCGGCCUAUGAGGAAGAGAAGGAGUUGGCUGUAUUGGUUCUGGCAGUAUAAAGAUACAGAGCGACAUGAUUAUAAAGUCAGGGAAUGAUGGAGAAUGGUAGAGCCAGUAGACGUCAAGAUUCUAUCUUUAAUUGCCUUUUUUGGAAUGUCUUGGUGUUUAAAUGUGACGUCUCUCAUGUUUUAUGGUGGUCUGCGAGGUCUAAGACUGAGAAGGUCUAAUUAGGAAUGCUUUCAUGUGUAUGAUCAUAAGUUCCAAGGCUCACAUCAUGACGCUUAGGUUAAGCGUAGUCUUUUAUUGUUUGAGCCCAUUACAGGAG
This is a messenger RNA of Fusarium verticillioides 7600, 3709 nucleotides long. RefSeq names its product succinate dehydrogenase (ubiquinone) flavoprotein subunit. Gene Ontology annotation, molecular function: phosphatidylinositol binding. NCBI's taxonomy places the organism in Eukaryota, Fungi, Ascomycota, Sordariomycetes, Hypocreales, Nectriaceae. The transcript has 8 exons. Bases 521 to 3361 code for a protein of 946 amino acids. The record is from RefSeq and is a predicted model, not a curated record.